ACAUAUAUAUAUAUACAUUUACAUUUAUAGUUAUUUUUAUAUUUGAUUAUAUCUAAGUAUAUAUUUAAGUGUAAGGCAAAAGGUGAAAAACUGAGUGGCAGCCAAAAACGAGCUCGACCAACGAGAUUAUUAAAGUAUAAGCAAUAAUAGAAAUAGAAAUAGAAAUAUAAGAUUGUAUUAUAUAGGCAUUAAGAAAACAAACAAAAAAAAAAAAAAAGAAGAAAAGAAAGACCUCAGCAUCCUACUCCUACCUAGCGAGCGUGCGAGCAGAGAAAAGUACCUGAAAAAUAAAAGGGAAAAAAAGAAAAAAUGUAAUAUAGUGCAAUGUAAUGUAAUGUAAGGAAAAAUGUAUGCAGCAGAGAGUGAACGAGAAUGGGAGAGUAUACGCGAUAAAGAAGAGAAAUCCGAGUAUGGAAGAAUGAGUGAAGUUUUAUUGAACAAAAAAGGACAUUAAAGUUAAAGAAAAAGGUAUGAAUGAGAAUAAGAGUACGAGUAUGAGUAUGGAUACGAGUGUGAGCGGUAUAGAGAUAAGAAGAGAAAUGUAAAAAGACCUGUAUAAAACUGUGUAUCACAUAGUAAUGCGAAAAGGAGGGAAUGUCUCCUUAGCUCACUUUAAAUAAACACGUAAAACGUAAAACCAAUGAGGGCGCCACCUAUCCUGGUCAACAGGAAGGUAGAAAAAAUGGAUACGUAUGAAGAAGGGACAAGAUACAGGAAAAGGAAACGAAUUGCGAAUAGGAAUGAGAACCCACUCAAAGGGGGAGAAGUGGGGUACUGGGAAAGGAAAAGAGGGGAAGGGCAUCAGAGAGAAAGCUUAGAGUAUAUCGAGAUGUUGAGUAAAGAGAAAGCGAAUACGAAUAAAGAAGCAAAUAAAGCGGAUAAAGCAGAAGGAGAACUAGAAAUUAUUGAGGGAAAAAAUAAUUCUAAGAAUAACGCAGCUGGAAAAUACCACUCUGUUCAUAAGGAGAUUUAUCCAAAGCCUCAUAGAGGAAGUUGAAGGAAUUAGGAUGAUAAGUAAAAGAUCAGCUGAGAUCAGAUUGAAGUGCCCGGAAAUGGGGUUAGAAACGUUUAAUAGAUUCAGUAAGAUACAGAAUAGCAGUAUGGAGUUUAGGAUUCCAAGGAGAGCCAUCGAAAGAUGGGGUAUAUGUAAGCAUUGGGAAUACUCCCCUAGGGAACUCGGGAAGCGCUCGUCCCAGGGCAAAAUAUAAAGAGCGUAGAAAGACUGAAAAGGAGAGUCAAAACGGAAAGUGGGAUCGACUACAUUGACUCACAUUUAAUGCUAAUAAAAUUUAUAGGAAAUAGUCUACCGACCAAGGUGAUAAUAUAUGACGGUAUCAUAAACAUGAGUAUAGUUCCUUACAUGCACAGCGUUAAGCAAUGUUAUGGGUGCCUAAAGU
This is a messenger RNA of Hylaeus anthracinus, 1397 nucleotides long. RefSeq lists its product as uncharacterized. The record is from RefSeq and is a predicted model, not a curated record. The transcript is spliced from 2 exons. The coding region runs from base 641 to 997 and encodes 118 amino acids. Lineage: Eukaryota; Metazoa; Arthropoda; Insecta; Hymenoptera; Colletidae.